UAAAAAAUUCUGGCUGUGGAUUAAUUUAGAAAAAAGAAAAAGAAAAAUGGUGGUUCAUUCGAACACCUCGGAACUCACGAGCUCACAAAAAUGGCUUCUCCGUUGUCUUCUUCACGGUGUUCCCUCUUCUUCACUGCAAACCCUAAAUUCCCACUCUUCUCUCCUCUUCCCACCAUUUCUUUUCCAUCAUUUCUCUCCUUCAACCUCUCUCAUAAACAAUCUGGCGCUCUCAGAUUCCCCUCCCUUCGCCUGAGUUCUUCUCUCUCCGACGACGCAUCUACCACCAACGAAGAUGCCGAAGAUUCUCGUCCGAAGAUCACCGAUGAGUGGGGCGAAGAAGCCGAACCCGAUCCUGACUCUUCGUUGACGAGAUUCCCGGAGUUCGAUCCGCCGAAGGAAGAUGACGAGUGGGGCGGCGAUGUAGGUAAUGGUAAAGCUGCUGUAGUUGAGGAUAAGAGUGAGGAGUAUGUGGAUGAUAAGCUUUUUGAACUUAAGAGAUGUUUGGUUGAUACGGUUUACGGGACUGAGUUUGGAUUUAGGGCUGGGUUGGAGGAAAGGGCUGAGGUUUUGGAGAUUGUGAACCAGUUGGAGGCGGCGAAUCCAACUCCGGCGCCGGUUGAGGCCUCUGGACUUCUAGAUGGUAACUGGAUUCUACUGUAUACUGCAUUUUCCGAGCUGCUGCCACUUUUAGCAUUAGGAUCAUUGCCAUUGGUGAAAGUGGAGAAGAUUACUCAAAAAAUUGACUCAAAUACGCUAACCAUUGUGAACUCCACCACUUUGUCCAGUCCAUUUACCACAUUUUCUUUCAGUGCAUCUGCCGCUUUUGAAGUUCGGACUCCUUCAAGGAUACAGGUUCAAUUCAAAGAAGGUAUUCUGCAACCUCCUGAGAUAAAGUCAAGGCUUGAUCUUCCAGAAAAUAUAGACAUAUUUGGACAGAAAGUUAAUUUAUCUCCUGUCCAACAAACUCUUGAUCCAAUACAGCAAACAAUAGCAAGUCUAUUCCAGGUCAUUUCCGGUCAGCCUCCCCUCAAGAUACCGAUUCCAGGCGAUCGUAACAGGUCUUGGCUACUUAUUACAUACCUCGAUAAAGAUCUUCGAAUCUCAAGGGGUGAUGGUGGUCUUUUUGUUCUUGUUAAAGAAGGGAGUGCUCUAUUAGAUCAGUGAAAAUCAGGUACUUUCUGUAGUCGAGUCUGGCAUGUAAUUGCUUAAUUUUUGAAUAUCACGUCAUGAAAUACUACUUUCUAAAUGAGCAUGAUACAUAAGAUAUAUUGACCAUGCACCAUGCAUCUACCAUAGUAGUCUUGUACCUUCUAAUUUGUGAAGGGGGAUAAAAAAGGAGAAGCAUAAAUCGAAAAUUCUGAAUAAAUGUGCGAGCAUGAUCUAUA
Molecule: messenger RNA, 1385 nt
Organism: Benincasa hispida (wax gourd)
Lineage: Eukaryota; Viridiplantae; Streptophyta; Magnoliopsida; Cucurbitales; Cucurbitaceae
Product: Plastid-lipid associated protein PAP / fibrillin family protein
Source: RefSeq, a predicted model, not a curated record